AUAAACAUACCUUGACUCUGGGUCGGUUUCUGUUUCUAAAAAUGGCGGCCACGGGAGCCGGGUCUCCGAGCCGCUUGGUCCAGUAUGUGGUCGUCCGGUCGGAUCUGGUCCACAAGCUGUCCUGGCCCCUGGGGGCCGUGAUAACUCAGGCCUGCCACGCCGCUACCGCCGCCAUCCACCUUCACUACGGGGACCCGGACACCCAGCAGUACCUCGCGGACCUGGACUCCAUGCACAAAGUGGUGCUGGGGGUGAGCCGGACUCUACGGUUAUGUCGUGUAUCACAAUACAUGCCCCAGACGAGGCUGCCCUCUCCAGUCUAUCGGACAGUCUUGCACAGGCCGGUGUGGCCCACAAGCUUUGGGUCGAACAACCAGAGAACAUCCCCACCUGCUUGGCUCUGAAGCCCUGUCCAAAGGAGGCGGUGCAGCCGCUGCUGCGCAAGUUCAAACUCUUCAAAUGACUGCCUUCAAAGGCAUCGGCCAGCUGUGCACGACCGUGCACGUCAGUCACCAAUUUCAUCUUUUAAAAGGAGAACAUCUAAAAAAGUUGUUCUCUUCAUCUCAGCGAAUCCAAACGCCUGUAAUGUCCAAGAUUAAAGUCGGGGAAAUAUGAAGUUAUUUUCUGCAUUACUUUGUUCAGGUGGUGAGGGGGGGAAAAACACAAAGGAAGAAUUUGUUUUUGCAAUUAUGUUAAUAAAGCAAUUAAUAGGCAAUAAUCUAGUAAAUGGGGUGUAAAUAUACUAAUGUAAAACAAAAAGAUGAAUUUUACUUUAAAAAAACAAAACAAAUAUAGUUACAAAAAUAGUUGCACAUUUCCCGAGUGGUUUAAGUCUAAGUCUGUAACGUGACCGCUUAAACACUCAGCACACCUUCACAGGAAUCCUGUCUACCAUCUUAGUACAUGUUACACAAAGACCGGCACAAAUAAUAAAGUCGGAGUACCAAACAUGAACAGUUUAAGUAGGAACAGUCUAUUGCAGCUGCAACAUGACAUUCCUAAAUGUGUGGAUCUGUGUUUUAAGGAGGAUUACUCCAUGUUUACACUGUGUGGCUGCUCAGUACAUACAUGCAGUGACACAUACAAGCUUAUCGAGCAUCAAGUCUGUAAUGCAGGUCGUGACCUCGAACGCAUCUCCUGGAAUACAGUCAGUACUGAACUGUUUUACCUCUGAAAUGGAAUCUCCAGUUUUCUUUUGACAAGAUGAUUAUGUGUCAAAACUAUUAUUACCAUACAAUUUAUGAGUGUUUUCAAAGGGGGUAAUAAAAAAAAGGUGUUUCAACUGA
This is a messenger RNA of Cyclopterus lumpus (lumpfish), 1286 nucleotides long. RefSeq names its product peptidyl-tRNA hydrolase domain containing 1 (gene ptrhd1). The record is from RefSeq and is a predicted model, not a curated record. NCBI's taxonomy places the organism in Eukaryota, Metazoa, Chordata, Actinopteri, Perciformes, Cyclopteridae. Gene Ontology annotation, molecular function: peptidyl-tRNA hydrolase activity. Bases 42 to 404 code for a protein of 120 amino acids. The transcript has 2 exons.